AUGGCGACUGCAGCUCGUACUUUCACCCGCGCUCUGCGCACCUCGGCCCGGCCUGCGUUCGCCGCAGUGCCGCGUGCUGCUCCCCGUACGGCUUUCACCGCUGCCCCCCGCUCUGGUGUCGCUGCUGUGCGCCGCGCCGCUUUCCAACAGGGUGGCCGUCGGUACUACUCGUCCGAGUCGUCGUCGUCGUCGGAAUCCACCGAGCAGAAGAGUGGUUCGAGCCGUACGGCCGCAAUCGCUGGUGCCCUCGCCCUUGUGGCCAUUGCGGGUUACUAUGCGACCACCCUCAGCGGCAGCUCGGGCCCCCGCACGGCUAAGGACUACCAGGCCGUGUAUGAUGUGAUUGCCUCCCGCCUCGAGGAGAACGACGAGUACGAUGACGGUAGCUAUGGCCCGGUGCUGGUCCGUCUUGCAUGGCACGCCAGUGGUACUUUCGAUAAGCAGACGGGUACCGGUGGUAGCAACGGUGCCACUAUGCGCUUUGCGCCUGAGAGCGACCACGGCGCCAAUGCUGGUCUGAAGGCUGCCCGUGAUUUCCUCGAGCCUGUGAAGAAGCAGUUCCCGUGGAUCACGUACUCCGAUCUCUGGAUCCUGGGCGGCGUGUGCGCCAUCCAGGAAAUGCUCGGCCCCAACAUUCCCUUCCGCCCCGGCCGUGAGGACAAGGACGUCGCCGCCUGCACUCCCGAUGGUCGCCUUCCCGACGCCUCCCAGGCCCAUGACCACCUCCGCAACAUCUUCUACCGCAUGGGCUUCAACGAUCAAGAGAUUGUCGCUCUUGCCGGUGCUCACGCUCUGGGCCGCUGCCACCCCGACCGCUCCGGCUACUCGGGUCCCUGGACCUUCUCCCCGACUGUCCUGACCAACGACUUCUACAAGCUCCUGCUCGAUGAGAAGUGGCAGUACAAGAAGUGGGAUGGCCCCAAGCAGUUCGAGGACAAGAAGACCGGUACCCUGAUGAUGCUUCCGGCGGACAUGGCGCUGGUCCAGGACAAGAAGUUCAACGAGUGGGUCAAGAAGUACGCGGCCGACAACGACCUCUUCUUCAAGGACUUCUCCGCGGUCAUUGUCAAGCUCUUUGAGCUCGGCGUGCCCUUCAAGGAGGAUGUCAAGCCCUUUGUGCUCAAGACCAGCAACUAG
This is a messenger RNA of Dichotomopilus funicola, 1137 nucleotides long. RefSeq names its product heme peroxidase. Gene Ontology annotation, biological process: cellular response to oxidative stress; response to reactive oxygen species; hydrogen peroxide catabolic process. The record is from RefSeq and is a predicted model, not a curated record. Gene Ontology annotation, molecular function: heme binding; peroxidase activity. NCBI's taxonomy places the organism in Eukaryota, Fungi, Ascomycota, Sordariomycetes, Sordariales, Chaetomiaceae. The transcript has 3 exons. The coding region runs from base 1 to 1137 and encodes 378 amino acids.